AAAUCAUUAGACAUUAGGCGCUUGGGUUGGUAGAAACCUGAAAGCAAAAACCCUAAAUAGAGCCGUGCCUCGCUCUGUGUACGCAGCGAACUCUUUGAUAUCAUCAGUCGCCGACGAAUUGAAGAAGACAAUUUCGACAAAGCCACGAAGAAACUAUGGCGAAAUCAAUGAGAUCGAAGAGGGAGAAGCGGUUGAGGGCCAUAAGGAGAGAGCUAGUGGAGCCCAUUUACGAGAAGAAAGAGGCCGCCAAGCUUGCAGCCCAGGAGGCUGCCCUCGCCGCGUCCAAGCUUCCUGUCAAGUCCGCUCCCUCCGCCGCCAUGGAUUUCGUCGCUGCCGCCACUACUUCAGCUAACGACGACGGCAUGGAUGUGGAAAUGGCUGAUGGCAAUCAAAGCUUGAAAGCCUUGAAGCCUAUCGGAAAGAAGCUGAAGAAGAAGAUCAAGAUGGCCAAAAGGAAGCAUCAUGGCAAGGGCAAGAUCAGAAAGAAGCAUAAUGUAUAACUUAAUCAGCACAAGAAUGUGUUUUUUCUCCUUGGUUACCCUGUUUCUUUGUGUAGUUCUAGGUGAUCUAGUUCUUCGUUUACGAGAAAUGAGAAAUUUUGAGAUGCUAGUUUUAUUUGGGAAAUGAUAUAAAAAUUAAUCUAACUGCAGCUUGAUGAAAA
This is a messenger RNA of Sesamum indicum (sesame), 661 nucleotides long. RefSeq lists its product as uncharacterized. The record is from RefSeq and is a predicted model, not a curated record. NCBI's taxonomy places the organism in Eukaryota, Viridiplantae, Streptophyta, Magnoliopsida, Lamiales, Pedaliaceae.